CUGUAUUGACUGGUCCUAGUUCAAUAUAAUUCUUAUUUCUUUCACUCACACGUGUUUUUAAUAUUUGGAGAAGUAAGCAAUAUCCAAAUAAAAUGAAUUUUAUACCUUGCUUGACAUGGGUCGCGAAAGGCAUCCCAAAAGCGUGCCCCGAUAAAUUGCAACUUUCUGCUGAAGAGCUGAAAAAACUUGUCGAGGAAACGAAGGAAAUGGUCGGUCAGACUGAAGAAGAUCCGGAAGACGAGGAAGAACCAUUAUCUGAUACUGAAAAGGACGAAGUGGCUUCUGAGAAUGAAAAUGAGCUUUCAUCAAAAGAAAAUGAGAAUGAUGAGGAAAAAGACUUUGAAUCCAGAUACAAUUUAGAUGCAUACGAUGAAGAAGAGGAUGAUCGACCAUUCAUGAAUAUAAAUGAUGUUGCUGUUUAUGUUGACAACAAAGAAGAUAAUUACCUUGAAGAACCUGAAGAAGAAGAAGAUGAAGAUGAGAAAGAAGAACAGGAAGACUUUUUAAUUAAAGCAAAUGAUAAUUUGCUAGUUGUAGGUCAUGUUGAAGAAGAUAGCUCUGUUUUGGAAGUUUAUGUUUACAAUAAAGAUGAUGAUGCACUAUAUGUUCAUCAUGACAUAGUUCUUCCUGCAUAUCCUUUGGCUUUGGAAUGGCUUGACUUUCAUCCAUCAGAUGAGACACCAGGGAACUAUGUUGCUGUUGGUGAUAUGAGUCCUGUUAUCAAAAUAUAUGAUUUAGAUGUCGUUGAUAUAUUAGAACCUGACUAUUGCCUUGGAGAAGAACCAAAGAAAAAGAAGAAACAACCAAAAAUUAAAAUGAACUGUCAUGAGGAUGCCGUUAUUAGUCUUAGCUGGAAUAAACAUACUAGAAAUAUUUUAGCUAGUGGUUCAGCAGAUUCUUCUAUAAUAGUAUGGGACCUUCAGGAAGGAGUUGCAUUAAAUAAGCUAAAUAUCCAUACUGGAAAGGUUCAAUCAUUGCAGUGGCAUCCCUUUGAAAGUCCAUUCUUACUCUCUGGAUGUACUGAUGGAAUAAUAAAUGUAUAUGACUGUCGAAAUCCUGAUUCAGAAUGCAAAAGGUGGUCAGUUGAAUGUGAAAUUGAGAGAGUUUUAUGGAAUUUGUUCGAUUCUCUAAAAUUUUUUUGUUCUACUGAUACUGGCUUUGUACACAGCAUUGAUAUGAGAAAUACAGACAUUGAACAUAGCAUUAAGGUGCACAAUGAAGGUGUUACAGUUUUAGAUAUGAGUCAAGAACGUAACAAUAUUUUAUUGACUGGAAGCAUGGACAAGACUAUAAAAAUUUGGAAUAUUGAAAAUGGAUUUACUCUUUUAAAAUCGCAAAAACUGAAAGUGGGUUCAGUGUAUACAGCUAGGUUUUCUCCAGAUUCAGGUUUAACAGUUGCUAUUGGUGGAAAUAAUGCUUCUCACAGUUUAAAAAUUCUAGAUGUAGCAGAAAUGCUAAAUGGUGACAAUUCUGAAACAAACAGUAAAACACCAAAAUCUAGUGGUGCAACAAAUGGACAUGUUAAUAAUACUCCUCCAAAGAAGAAAAUAAAGAUAGCAAACAAAUAUGAAUCAACAGAUGUAAAAAUGGAAGAAUAAAAUUUAUUUAUUUAUUUAAAAAGUGUU
This is a messenger RNA of Argiope bruennichi, 1625 nucleotides long. RefSeq names its product periodic tryptophan protein 1 homolog (gene nclb). The transcript has 15 exons. The record is from RefSeq and is a predicted model, not a curated record. Gene Ontology annotation, cellular component: nucleus. The coding region runs from base 93 to 1598 and encodes 501 amino acids. Gene Ontology annotation, molecular function: protein binding. Lineage: Eukaryota; Metazoa; Arthropoda; Arachnida; Araneae; Araneidae. Gene Ontology annotation, biological process: rRNA processing.